Molecule: messenger RNA, 1050 nt
Organism: Lodderomyces pseudojiufengensis
Lineage: Eukaryota; Fungi; Ascomycota; Pichiomycetes; Serinales; Debaryomycetaceae
Product: inorganic diphosphatase
Exons: 1
Coding region: 1-1050 (349 amino acids)
Biological process (GO): phosphate-containing compound metabolic process
Cellular component (GO): nucleus; cytoplasm
Molecular function (GO): magnesium ion binding; inorganic diphosphate phosphatase activity
Source: RefSeq, a predicted model, not a curated record
AUGAACUUAUCAAGUUCAGUUAAUCUACUAUUCAAAAAUCAAUUGAAAGCUAUGACCAACAAUCAUAUAAAUCCAGCAAUUGCAAGACUAGCAUUAACUAAACAACAUUUAACUCAAUCUCGUACAAACUCAUCUUCUUCAUCAUCAACACCUUCACAAACCAAAUUAAAAUCUUCAUCAGAAAGACCAAUUAUAAUACCAACUUCACAAGGUAAGAAAUAUUCAGCCACAUAUGCCAAUUAUGCAACUACAAAACUUUCUAAUAAUGAAGUUAAAAUAUUAUCAUAUUUUCAUGAUAUUUCAUUAGACCUAGAUCCUAUAAAAAGAGAAGCAAAUUUUAUAUGUGAAAUACCUCGUUGGUCAAAUGCUAAAUUUGAAAUAGCUACAAAAUUACCAGGAAAUCCAAUUGUUCAAGAUGUUAAAAAUGGUAAAGUUCGAUUUGUUAAAAAUUUAUUUCCUCAUCAUGGAUAUAUUCAUAAUUAUGGUGCAUUUCCACAAACUUGGGAAGAUCCAUUUAUAAAACAUUAUGAUCUUUAUGGAGAUAAUGAUCCAUUGGAUGUAUGUGAAAUUGGAUCAAAUAUAUUGAAUACAGGUGAUGUUAAAAGAUGUAAAAUUUUAGGAUCAUUAGCAUUAAUUGAUGAUGGAGAAUUAGAUUGGAAAGUAAUAGUUAUAGAUAUAGAAGAUGAAUUAUCACAAUAUGUUAAUGAUAUUGAAGAUGUAAGAAAAAAAUGUCCUGGAUUAUUAGAAGCAACAAAACAAUGGUUUAAAGAUUAUAAAUUAGCUGAUUCAAAACCAGAAAAUAAAUUUGCAUUUAAUGGAAAUUAUAAAUCAGCAAAAGAAACUAUUGAAAUAAUACAAGAAUGUCAUAAAAGUUGGCAAAAUUUAAUUUCUGGAAAAGUUAAAGGUUCAAAAGAUAAAUUACCAAGUAUUAUAAAUACAACAAUUAAAAAUUCACCUGGUUAUAUUAAAGAUUAUGAAAUUAAAUUAAAUGAUCCUUUAAAUGAUGAUGAUCCAAUUCCAAUUGAUACUAAUAAAAGUUAUUAUUUUUAA